Molecule: messenger RNA, 3597 nt
Organism: Leptosia nina
Lineage: Eukaryota; Metazoa; Arthropoda; Insecta; Lepidoptera; Pieridae
Source: the annotation of a GenBank genome assembly
AUGAAUUCAGUCUGCUACAAUGGUGUCAAUGAUAGACUUAUCCAUGAAGCAGAUCAACUGAUUUCCUACAUAGAGCGUGGUUCCACGGUCUUUAAAUUUUUUCCACGAAAGCGACCUGAGCGCAGGACCCUCCUAGUCCGCCGAGAAACGCACCAAGUCAUUUGGUGUAGAAAUGGAUCAUCACAACGUCAUGCAUACGAAGGUGCUUUGGAUAUUCGAGACAUCAAAGAAGUGCGGGUGGGUAAAUCCUCGAAAGAUUUCGAACGCUGGCCAGAGGAAACCAAGAGACUGGAGAGUUCUAAAUGCUUUACAGUAUAUUAUGGGACAGAGUUCAAGUUGCGGUCUGCCUCAUUUGCAGCUCAGACGGAUAAAGAGGUUGAAGCUUGGAUAAAGGGAAUAAGAUUCCUUAUCGAGGAAGCUGUGAAUGCUUCUUAUCCAUUGCAAAUCGAGAGGUGGCUAAGAAAAGAAUUUUAUGCCAUUGAAAAUCCACACGAGAAGAUAACCCUAAAAGAAGUGAAAGCAUUUUUACCAAAAAUAAACUGUAAAAUAUCUACAAGUAAACUGAGGGAUAUAUUUCAAGAAGUCGAUAAUAACAAAAAGGGGGAAAUUGGUUUUGAUGAUUUCUCUAUUCUGUAUCACAAGUUAAUAUUUGAUGAAAAUAAUGUUCAUGAUCUCUUCAAUAAAUACUCUUCUUAUUGUGCAAAUGGCACCAAUAUAUCAUUACAUGAAUUCCAAAGAUUUCUCCUUUUGGAACAACAUGACAGACUGGGUGAAGACGAGGCUUGUACAUCACAAUUUAUUCGAGAUUAUCUACGGGACCCACAGAGGGAUAUAUAUGAACCUUAUUUUACACUGCACGAAUUUGUUGAAAUGCUAUUUUCCAAACAAAAUACUCUUUGGGAUAGUAGACAUGACUUUGUUACUCAAGAUAUGACGAGGCCUCUUGCCCACUACUGGAUUUCAUCAUCACACAACACUUAUUUAACAGGGGACCAGUUUUCGAGCGAGUCAUCUAUUGAGGCGUAUGUGCGCUGCCUAAGAUCCGGCUGUCGUUGCAUCGAACUGGACUGCUGGGACGGUCCAGACGGCACACCAUUCAUCUACCACGGCCACACGCUCACCACCAAGAUACGUUUCAUGGAUGUGCUGCGAACUAUAAAAGAGCACGCAUUUAUAACUUCAGACUUUCCACUAAUUUUGUCUAUCGAGGACAAUUGCUCUUUACCGCAGCAACGCCGAAUGGCCAGCGCAUUUCAAGACGUCUUCGGUGACAUGCUGCUCAUACAUCCGUGUGAAAAGAACGAGACGAGCCUGCCGUCGCCUCACGAUCUACGCAAGAAGAUCAUAUUGAAACACAAGAAACUACCCGAAGGUGCGGAAGAGAACUCGUUCGCGGUCCGCCAAGAAGAGGGGAAAGAUCUAGAUCUCAGGAACACAAUUAAAAAUGGAAUCCUUCUCCUUGAAGACCCGGUCGAUAAAGAGUGGAACCCACACGCGUUUGUGCUAACAGAGAAUAAGCUUUAUUAUACAGAGCAUUACAGCACACAGGGCGAGACAGAUAUAGAUAGCGACGGUGAGCAAGAGAGUGACACUACUAGUAUACCACCAGAUGAAUUACACUUCAGCGAAUGUUGGUUCCAUGGUAAACUGGCUGGUAACAGGCAGGAGGCGGAAGACCUCCUAAGGGCACAUUCCCAUCUAGGUGAUGGUACAUUCCUUGUUCGUGAGAGCGUCACAUUUGUUGGGGACUAUUGCCUUUCCUUUUGGAGGCAAGGCAAAGUGAACCACUGUCGCAUUAAGUUGAAGCAGGAGAGGGGCAUCACAAAAUAUUAUCUAAUUGAUACAGUAUGCUUUGAUAGCUUGUACAGCUUGAUAACACACUAUCGGCAGCAUCCACUCCGGAGUCAGGAGUUUUUGAUAACCUUGAAAGAACCGGUCCCCCAGCCAAAUAAGCAUGAGGGCAAAGAAUGGUACCAUCCUUACUGCACUCGUGCGCAAGCCGAGGAGCUUUUACGUAAAGCAAACACAGAUGGCGCGUUUCUCGUCCGACCCAGCGAAAAGGAACAAGGCUCUUACGCCAUAAGCUUCAGAACGGAAAGGGAAAUCAAACACUGCAGGAUUAAACAGGAAGGACGUCUGUACACAAUAGGCACGGUUAAAUUUGAGAGUCUCGUAGAGCUGGUAUCUUAUUACGAGAAACAUCCACUGUAUAAGAAGGUUAAGCUUUGGUUCCCGAUAAGCGAAGAUAUCGUGAGGAGAUUGAUAACGGAGCCCGAUGACAGCUCGGUAUACGGGACUCCAGGUUAUAUGGACCCGUCAUCGUUUCCUUCCAAGGUGACAGUCAAGGCGCUAUACGACUAUCGAGCGAGGCAAGACGACGAAUUGUCGUUUUGUAAGCACGCUAUAAUCACAAAUGUCGAUAAACCGGACGAGGGCUGGUGGCGAGGUGACUACGGCGGCAAGAAGCACCAUUGGUUCCCCGCUAAUUACGUGCAAGAGAUCGAGAUUCCCCAUAUGCCUAAUAUAGCAUGCCUGGAGAACGACUCCGCCCUGGGUUCCUUGCAAAAGGGAGUUGUGGACGUGUUAGGUGCCGUAGUGGAGCUCGUGGUCGGUGAAGAAAGUGGAUCAGCUCGUUGGAUCGUUCGCAUUCAAAGCCCAUCCAUGUGCGCCCCCUUUGACAUGGCGGCACCCACUAGGGAGAUAGCCCUAGAAUGGCUGUCAGCUAUAAAAGAAGCGGCGCACUCCGCAAGCGCCCGCUCCUUGCAACACAGGAAGAUGGAGCGAACCUGGCGUAUCGCUAAAGAAAUGUCGGAUCUCAUUGUGUACUGCCGCUCCGUUGCCUUCAACCAGGAGAGGAUCCGCAACAAAGGCUUCAUAUUCAACGAGAUGUCCUCCUUCCCGGAGACGAAAGCUGAACGCCUCAUGUGCCAGCAAGAAACCGCGUUCUUCAUGAAGUACCACGCGGUGCAACUCAGCAGGAUAUACCCGAAGGGCCAGCGGAUCGACUCGUCCAAUUACAACCCGAUGCCGUUUUGGAACGCCGGCUCACAAAUGGUAGCGCUCAACUACCAAACUCCGGAUAAGGCUAUGCAAGUGAAUAUGGGGAAAUUCAAAGAGAACGGCGGAUGUGGGUAUAUACUGAAGCCGGAUUAUAUGAACGAGGAGAACUAUAACCCAUACGACAAGCGUUGUAUAGAUAACAAAGUGAAGCCUCUGACGGUCAAGUUGAGGGUGAUUGCCGCGCGGCACCUGUGCAAGACGGGCCGUGGCACCGCGAGCCCGUUCGUGGAGGUGGAGAUUUUGGGUGCUGAUUACGAUACUGGUGUCAAACUUGUCACCAAGACUGUAGCCGACAAUGGAAUAAACCCAAUAUGGAACGACAUAUGCGAAUUCGACGUGGAGAACCCAGAUUUAGCAUUGAUAAGGUUCUUAGUGCAGGACGAAGACGUUUUCGGCGAUCCUAACUUCAUCGGGCAAGCGGUGUAUCCUCUCAAAUGUCUCCGCACCGGUUACAGAAGUGUGAUACUGACCAAUGGUUACUCUGAGGAAUUGGAGCUUUCCUCGCUCCUAAUUCAUAUAUCCAUCACAAGUUCAUAG